Lemur catta (Ring-tailed lemur) is the source of this 2167-nucleotide messenger RNA. Its product is annotated as cytochrome P450 4F2-like. The coding region runs from base 78 to 1673 and encodes 531 amino acids. The record is from RefSeq and is a predicted model, not a curated record. The transcript has 13 exons. Gene Ontology annotation, molecular function: oxidoreductase activity, acting on paired donors, with incorporation or reduction of molecular oxygen; heme binding; iron ion binding. Lineage: Eukaryota; Metazoa; Chordata; Mammalia; Primates; Lemuridae.
CCCACUGCACUGGCCCUGGAGCCCCCUUCCCUCCCCUGGGCCUCAGGAACCCCCCCUGCACCCGUCUGCCCUGCAGGAUGCCGCAGCUGGGCCUGUCCUGGCUGGGCCUGGGGCCGGUGGCCGCCUCCCCGUGGCUGCUGCUGCUGCUGGUCGGGGCCUCCUGGCUCCUGGCCCGCGUCCUGGCCUGGACCUACGCCUUCUAUGGCACCUGCAGCCGCCUCCGCUGUUUCCCGCAGCCCCCGACGCGGAGCUGGUUCUGGGGUCACCUGGGCCUGGUCCCCCCCACAGAGGAAGGUUUGAGGGAAGUGACUCAGCUGGUGGCCACUCACCCCCGGCUCUUUAAGCGGUGGCUGGGCCCCGUCUUUCCCCUCAUCACUUUGUGCCACCCUGACUUCGUCCGGUCCGUCCUCAGUGCCUCAGCUGCUGUUGCACCGAAGGACGUGAUCUUCUACAGUUUCCUGAAGCCCUGGCUGGGGGAUGGGAUCCUGCUGAGCACCGGUGACAAGUGGAGCCGCCACCAUCACAUGCUGACACCCGCCUUCCAUUUCAACAUCCUGAAGCCCUAUGUGAAGAUUUUCAACAAGAGUGUGAACAUCAUGCAUGCCAAGUGGCAGCACCUGGCCUCCGAGGGCAGUGCCCAUCUGGACAUGUUUGAGCACAUCAGCCUCAUGACCUUGGACAGUCUGCAGAAAUGUGUCUUCAGCUUCGACAGCCAUUGUCAGGAGAAUCCCAGUGAAUAUAUCGCAGCCAUCUCGGAGCUCAGUGCUCUCAUAGUGAAAAGAAAUCGGCAACUCUUCCUGCACGUGGACUUCCUGUACUACCUCACUCCCGAUGGGUGGCGCUUCCGCAGGGCCUGUGACCUGGUGCAUGACUUCACAGACGCCAUCAUCCAGGAGCGGCGCCGCACCCUUGAGAGCCAGGGUGUUGAUGACUUCCUCAAAGCCAAGGCCAAGUCCAAGACUUUGGACUUCAUUAAUGUGCUCCUACUGGCCAAGGAUGAAGAUGGGAAGGAGUUGUCAGAUGAGGACAUACGAGCAGAGGCUGAUACCUUCAUGUUUGGGGGCCAUGACACCACGGCCAGUGGUCUCUCCUGGGUCCUGUACAACCUUGCGAGGCACCCGGAACACCAGGAGCGCUGCCGGCAGGAGGUGCGGGAGCUGCUGAGGGACUGUGAGCCUAUGGAGAUUGAAUGCUCUUGUGGGGUGCUCCUUAGGGAGGACCUGGCCCAGCUGCCCUUCUUGACCAUGUGCGUCAAAGAGAGUCUGCGGCUGCACCCCCCAGUCACUGCCAUCUCCCGCCGCUGCACCAAGGACAUUGUGCUCCCAGAUGGCCGGGUCAUCCCCAAAGGGAACGUCUGUACCAUCAGCAUCUUUGGGAUUCAUCACAACCCGUCAGUCUGGUCGGACCCUGAGGUCUAUGACCCCUUCCGCUUCGACCCAGAAAACCCCCAGAACAGCUCACCUCUGGCGUUUAUUCCCUUCUCGGCAGGGCCCAGGAACUGCAUUGGGCAGACCUUCGCCAUGACCGAGAUGAAGGUGGUCCUGGCGCUCACGCUGCUGCGCUUCCGCGUCCUGCCCCACGACACGGAGCCGCGCAGGAAGCCGGAGCUGAUCCUCCGAGCUGAGGGCGGCCUCUGGCUGCGGGUGGAGCCGCUCAGCGGAGACCUGCAGUGACCCACCGUGGCCAGGUCUGGGAGCCUGCCGAGCCCACCCACCUGCCUUUGCAGAUUCCCAGGAAUGCACCUGCUGUCACUUGUGCCUGAGCCUCACCCAGAGCCAGCAGGGGGCGCGCGGGGACUGCAGGCACCUGCAGGUGGGACUGGCUGGUGGAGGCGGGGUGGCGUCCCUGAGCCCAGGAGCCUGAGUCACUCUCUGGCUGAACACAGGGCUCCCACACUGAUGGUGGGUUCUCCCAGAGUCCAAGGGUAGACUUUUUUCUGUGGGCCAGAGGGAGACAUGGGAGGUGUUUGAGCAGGAGAAAGACCAGGAUUAAAGAGGGAUAUAAGAGGCAGGUUUGAGGCUCUUGAGUCGCAGAAGCAAACCCACAGAGGCAUUACACUUCUACUACCCUGACCUUGUGUCUGAUCUAAAACACCCAGUCUUUUCUCUCCUAAGUUUUCUUCACUGUGUUUCUAUGGUUACUAAAGUACUAUGUUUAUUAAACAUAA